AUGAUUUUUGAACUUUGUGUAACGAUUGUGCUUAUCGGCCUCAUUGUAAAGGCGACGCAAAGACCAAAAAACUUUCCCCAAAGUCCGAGGGGUUUGCCUCUGGUAGGUUAUUUGCCUUUUUAUUCGUCAUGGGAUCCACAAUAUCCGCACAAGGCGAUGAAAAAGAUGGGCGAAGUCUACGGACCUGUGGUGGGUACGUAUGUGGGACCUACCCAGCCAAUAAUUUCCGUUUGCGGUCACGAAGCCAUAAAAGAGGCGAUGCUUAAUGACGAUCUCAGUGGCCGUCCUGAAUUAGCUAUCAUGAUGGCUAGAACAUUUGGAGAAGGACUAGGGAUUAUGUUUGUCAUGGGCCAAUUUUGGCAGGAACAGCGCCGGUUCACUUUAAGACAUCUCAGAGACUUGGGGUUCGGCAAAACUUCUAUUGAAGACCAGAUGAUGGGGGAGGUAGGAGAUCUGAUAAAAGAUAUAGAAAACAAAAGUCAAUCAGAUCCGAAAAAAAUUGCCGAUUUUAAAGGCAUCUUUCAAGUGUCGGGGAUUAACAUCCUAUGGGCUAUCAUAGCAGGCGAACGUUUUCAGGGUCACGAUCCCAAAUUUCAAGAGCUUCUAGGAGCUAAUGAGCUAUUUUUCCGGACAGGCAAGGUUUUUCAAAGCAUCUUUCCAAUUCCGGUAUUUCUUUUAAAACGUUUUCGCUUUAUGAGAGAAUUCAUUGGAAUGAAAGGCGAACUGAUGGAGCCAAUUCAAAAAUUCAUUAAAAAAACCAUUGAAGACCAUCGACAUAGAAACCUGUCCGACGAUGAAGCUUGCGAUUUCAUAGACGUUUACCUAAAGGAAAUGAAUAAACAAAAGGCCGAGAAUCCAUCAACAAAUUUCACUGGUAGGAUCUCAUUUUCGACAAUAAUAGACCUAUUCGGUGCAGGUGCCGAGUCAACAAGCGGCUCUAUCGGUUUUGCCCUAAUUCAUUUGAUUCGAGAUCAGGAAGUACAGCAAAAGAUGCAAAUGGAAUUGGACCAAGUCAGUGGAGAAUUUUUUCCUACACUUAAUCACAGAUCCAGCUUACCUUAUACUGAAGCAGUUCUGAUGGAAGCUCAACGUUGCAGCUCAAUUGCACCAUUAACUGUCCCUCAUUAUGCUGUCAAAGACACAAAGCUUCAAGGCUACGCAAUUCCAAAAGGAAGUCUGCUCAGCCUGAAUCUGUAUGCCGUUUUUCAAGAUUCCAAAUACUGGAAAGAUCCGGAAGUGUUCCGUCCGGAACGCCAUUUGAAUGACGAUGGCACUAAGGUAAUUAAAAGUGAGCAUUUCAAUCCAUUUGGCAUCGGUAAAAGAAUGUGCUUAGGAGAAUCUCUUGCAAAGAAUACCUAUUUUCUCUUCACAGCUGCAUUGAUCAAGAAGUUUCGAUUUGAGCCAGUACCAAACGAACCACUUCCGUCUCUAGACCCAACGAACGGGUUUACUUUGGGUUAUCAGGGCUUUAAAGCGGUCGUUACUCCUCGACCGUGA
Molecule: messenger RNA, 1497 nt
Organism: Daphnia magna
Lineage: Eukaryota; Metazoa; Arthropoda; Branchiopoda; Diplostraca; Daphniidae
Product: methyl farnesoate epoxidase
Exons: 10
Coding region: 1-1497 (498 amino acids)
Biological process (GO): xenobiotic metabolic process
Cellular component (GO): cytoplasm; intracellular membrane-bounded organelle
Molecular function (GO): heme binding; iron ion binding; oxidoreductase activity, acting on paired donors, with incorporation or reduction of molecular oxygen, reduced flavin or flavoprotein as one donor, and incorporation of one atom of oxygen
Source: RefSeq, a predicted model, not a curated record